Messenger RNA from Vombatus ursinus (common wombat), 607 nucleotides. RefSeq names its product ENY2, transcription and export complex 2 subunit (gene ENY2). Gene Ontology annotation, molecular function: transcription coactivator activity; chromatin binding. Gene Ontology annotation, biological process: regulation of transcription by RNA polymerase II; poly(A)+ mRNA export from nucleus; positive regulation of DNA-templated transcription. Gene Ontology annotation, cellular component: SAGA complex; nuclear pore; DUBm complex. The record is from RefSeq and is a predicted model, not a curated record. The coding region runs from base 99 to 389 and encodes 96 amino acids. The transcript has 5 exons. NCBI's taxonomy places the organism in Eukaryota, Metazoa, Chordata, Mammalia, Diprotodontia, Vombatidae.
UACGCCCCGGAAACAUUUCUUUUUCCUUCCUCUAGCAGCUGGUGUAAAUUGUUGUUUCUGGAGAGAGCUCUGAAGCCGGCAAGCCUACGAUUGGCAAAAUGAACAAAGACGCACAGAUGAGAGCAACUAUUAACCAGAAACUGAUAGAAACUGGUGAACGAGAACGACUUAAAGAGUUGCUAAGAGCUAAAUUAAUUGAAUGUGGUUGGAAAGAUCAAUUAAAAGCUCAUUGUAAAGAUGUGAUUAAAGAAAAAGGAUUAGAACACGUUACAGUUGAUGACCUGGUGGCAGAGAUAACUCCAAAAGGCAGAGCACUUGUACCUGACAGUGUGAAGAAGGAACUUUUACAAAGAAUAAGAACUUUCCUUGCUCAGCAUGCUAGCCUUUAAGAUGGUCUGGAACAUCACCACGUUGUACUUUGAUUUCUUUAAUGCAUAAAAAACAUGCCAUACAUUUGGAGUGCAUUUUCUAAAUUAGUCCUUUUUUUGUAUGAUGAAUUUUACAUGUUUUGGUAAUGGCCCAUGUGUUGUAUUGAUAUUUUUUUUCUUGAAGAUUAUUUUAAUAAUAAAAAUAAAUGUAAAUGUUUGAAAACGACAUUUCUACUGUA